Truncatella angustata is the source of this 1729-nucleotide messenger RNA. Its product is annotated as short-chain dehydrogenase. Gene Ontology annotation, molecular function: oxidoreductase activity, acting on the CH-OH group of donors, NAD or NADP as acceptor. Bases 230 to 1303 code for a protein of 357 amino acids. NCBI's taxonomy places the organism in Eukaryota, Fungi, Ascomycota, Sordariomycetes, Amphisphaeriales, Sporocadaceae. The transcript has a single exon. The record is from RefSeq and is a predicted model, not a curated record.
CGGGCACCUUUUGCAGCUAUGUAGCUACUCGCUAACUGUCAAUUCAUAGCCCAUAUCCAUACCUGUUCAUCCCAUGGUGUUCAAGCGCACCCCAGGCGUCUCGCUUCCCAAUAAUAUAUCUACUGUAGAAGUCUUUUCUCAUAUUCGAUACCAGAACCUGUCUGCUGGCCAGCAACUCUCUUCACGACGUCACGCUACAACGAACCCACGAUAGAUUAAUCUGCCCACUAUGAAUUACCACAGACCACCCCAGCAGGAUUCGUGGUUCGCGCCGCUCUCGAUCGAUCUCUUUCUCAAAGUCUUGAACAUCACGCUCUUCCAUCCGUUCAUAGCAUGGCUACUCCCACUAUGUCUUCGCGCUCGCCAUAUGGAAUACGAAGCGGCGCCCAUGCGGACCACAAUAGGAUGGGCGGUGUUAGUGACAUUCCUCUGGCUCCUCAAUAAGUUUAGUCACAAGCUUGCCUAUGGCAUGCACCGCGAGGUUGACUUGAGCGAGGAAGUAAUAGUAAUCACGGGCGGUGCCAGCGGGCUGGGCUUGCUCAUUGCUGAGGUAUAUGGCAUGCGCGGCGCCACGGUUGCUGUGCUCGACAAGGCCGAACUGGAGAGCACAGAUGUGAGGGGCAUAACCUACUACAAGUGCGAUGUCACGGACAAGAACCAGAUUGCACAGGUGCGCAAGGAUAUCGAGCGCGAUCUUGGUCUACCGACCGUGUUGAUCAACAAUGCCGCUGUGGUAGUCGGCAAGAAGCUUCUGGAUAUGGAUGUUGACGAGGUCGAGCGCAGCCUGAAGACGAAUCUCUUCAGCCACUUCUACACUAUCAAAGAGUUCCUUCCCGGAAUGCUUCGUAGCGAAGUGGGAGGCACUAUUGUCACUGUUUCAAGUGUUCUUGGUCAUCUAGGUGCUGCUCAACUUAGCGACUAUGCCGCUGCAAAGGCCGGUGUCACCGCUUUACACAAGUCACUAGCUGCAGAGCUGAGAGAGUAUUCCGAGAUCAAGACCAUUCUCGUGACACCUGGACAGCUUAGCACGCCACUUUUCUAUGGUGUACAAUCCCCCAACUCGUUCAUCGCGCCAACCGUGGAGCCCGUUGAUGUAGCGAAAGAAGUCAUCGCUGCCAUCGAUUUGGGAGUAAGCGACCACAUCAGUGCACCUCUUUACGCUCGGUGGAUUGAUUGGUAUAAUGUCCUGCCGGUCGGCUUGCAGAGAAUCGCGCGGAACUUGUCGGGUAUCGAUAGGAGCAUGCAGACAUUCAUCGGGAGGAAGGGCAAUGAGCUCAGUGAGAAAAAUGGAGCAGCUAGGUGAUUACUGUCAAAAUUACGAAGCAUAAUGCUGAGCGUCACCUGGCUGAAGCGCAUGCCCUUGUGAGCCGAUAAGCAGCGAGCUGCCGCCCGCGAUUUGGAGUUUAUAUUCACGCCAUCCUCUUCAAGUCCCUAAGAUAUAAGUUGAUCAUGUGACGAAAUACACGGGCUGAAUAUAGAUCUGUACAUAGUAUGGCUAGCUGAUUAGGAACGACCAUUUCAUUAGCAGGCCCAAUUUGUCGAUGCUUGCGAACCGCCUUAUCGAAGGGGAUCCCUCCCUGCAUGCAUGUGCAUUAGCCGCAGUGAUUGUCCUCAAAUAAGGUCAAUAAGGCUGACUCUCCUCUUACAUAGUACUCGAGGGGAUAAUACCGUUUCAAGACAACAUAACGUUAGGGCCGCCACCAUGCAGCCACCCUCUAGAGAUAGUAGC